AUGGCUCGCUCCUCUCACCCCUCUGGCUGGAGGGAGAUGACAAAUGGAGGGGGGCACCCCCACUCCAACCGCGGAGGCCAGACCGGGGGUUCCCACAGCACAACGCGCUACAUGCUGAAGAAACAGCACCGCCACAGACGCAGGUCCUCGUCGCCGAUGGGCAGAGUCAUUCUCAUCAAUGCACCCGUUGAUGAGAAUAGUCAAGAAAGUGAGGACAUUCACACAGUGACAGUCGCCAAGAGUCCAGAUGGGUGUCUGGGUUUCAGUGUCCGCGGGGGCUCUGAACAUGGACUCGGCAUAUUUGUCAGCAAGGUGGAAGACGACAGCUCUGCAGCGCACGCCGGGCUGACUGUGGGCGAUAAGCUGGUGGAGGUGAACGGGGUUAGUCUAGAGAGCAUCACCAUGAGCAGCGCUGUGAAGCUCCUGACGGGAAACAACAGGCUGCGCAUGGUGUUGAGACGGGUGGGCAAGAUCCCCGGCAUCCGCUACUCCAAGGAGAAGACCACAUGGGUGGAUCUGAUUCAUCGGCGGAUGGUGGUGGAGGAGAGUGGUCGAACCCCGUCAGAAACCAGUUCUGACAGCGCUCUCCGCAGGAUCGUACAUCUCUUCACCACCUCAGAUGACUACUGUUUGGGCUUCAACAUUAGAGGAGGAAAAGAGUUCGGACUGGGAAUUUAUGUUUCUAAGUUAGACCCGGGCGGACUUGCAGAGCGGCAUGGCAUCAAGAUGGGCGAUCAAAUCCUUGCAGCCAACGGGGUCAGCUUUGAUGACAUCACCCAUAGCAAUGCAGUGGAGGUCCUGAAGAGCCACACCCAUAUCAUGUUGACCAUCAGGGAAGCUGGCAGAUACCCUGCAUACAAGGAGAUGGUGGCAGAAUAUGGCUGGCUCGACAAUUUGGCCAAUGGAAGCCUUGCACCAUCCUCCCAGGGUUCAGAAUCCAACUCUUCUGCCUCCUCGCUGUCCUCCAGCACCCCUCUCAGCUCCCUCAGUGGUCUCUCGCAGGUUCUUUUUCCUCAUGUCUUUGGCUCCGAGAUGGUCGACGUCGCCAUCUCCACGGAGGACCGCUCCCGACGUCAAAGCAGCGCAGAGCGCACUGCUGACACCGCCAUACAGACUGACCCCUAUCCCCCAAAUCAACCAGACCACCACUCGAUUGAUGGGUCGUACCCCGACAGGCUGGUCGCCACGGAAACUAGCCGGACUGUAGGUGCCACAUUGCUGCUGAAGGACACAGUCAUACGAGGGAAAGGGGAAGGCCCGAGGGAGAUGGGUGGACCAGGAGAAGGAGGGCAGACGCGUACGAGGACGCUGUCAUCUGGGGACCAAGAAGUAAGGAAACACUCACCGAAGAUGGCAGCGCUGAUGGACCUGAGCCGACCACGGAAGCCAAUCCGACGUUCCCAGAGUCACAUCACUGUGUCAGAGGACAAACAAAAAAAGAAGAAACAACAGAAAGAGAAGAGCUCUGUAGAGGGUAAAACCAGCCUGCAGCGAUCUAAAACCUUUGUCAACCUGUUCUUCAAGAAAGACCGCAAAGAGAAAAGUCGCUCCAAGUCACCAUCUCACAAUGCCGACAGAGAUAAGGAGCGGGGUCGUCCCUUCCAGCUCUUGACCUCCCUGAGAGAAUCCCGUGCUGGGGUUAAAGACAGCAGCCCGCUGCCCCGACAAGAGACCCUGCAGCAUGUGGAGGACAUGGCAAAGAAACUGCUCAGCCAGGACGAGGUGGCGGCCGUGAUGAGACACUGUCGGCGGUUCUUGUCCGACAUUGUGAUUGAGGAUUUAGUGCGCCCCAUUUUGGCAAUCUUGGACAGACCAGAGAAACUGCUACUUCUCAGAGAAAUAAGGAUGUUGAUACCUACGACUGAGAUGGGUCCAUUUGACAGCAUGGUCAUGCCCUUUGAGCUUGAGGCAUACGAUAUCCUCAAAAGUCGCUCUGUUCGUUCUCCAGCUCUGCGCUCCCCUCGCAGAGGAACCCCUCGACGUCACCUCAUCACCCCAAUCCCAGAAGUUCAACAGAAACUGUUUGCAGAGUUAAAGCUGAAUUACAGAUGUAAUGUUUGCCCAGACUACAGGGGUGGAUUCCACCUCCAGCCAGUCCAGGACAAACUGCGGGAAUGUCAGCUGAUUGAGGAGCUGGAGAGAUUACGUCUGUCCAGCCAACGGUCAGGGCAUCUGCCUCCAUCUCGUGCCUUCACCCCUCUGCUGGAUGUACCUGUGGACAACUAUGUCUCUUCCAAUGUGCGUUCCCGCUCCCCGAGCCCCUUACCCACCCACAGCUCCCUCCUCAGAGAAUCACCUCACGGCUCUCAAUGUGGGCGCCAAACCAGUCGCCCCUCAAACAGAAGAGAGAACAGGGCGUCGCCGUACGACGAGGUCUCCUUGUUGUCCGUGUCCGACCGAGGAGACGCAGCUCCUGAACGAGGGAGGUCGCCUGUGAGGAACGGGCAUGGGAGAGCGAGGAGGGAGUUGAGUCCCGACAGAAUAGAUGGCAGGCAGGAGGGCUACACAGAGGUCAGCGUCCAUGUGCCUUCACAGCGGCGAGGGGGAACCCCUCUGGAUGAUGUGCUUGAGGCCCCGAGAGACAAGAGUCCAUCCACAGGCAGAGAGAGCAGUCGGCAGCUAAAUGGACAUUCACACAAUGGUGUGAAAAGGAGAGCAACUCGGACAACUGAGGAGUAUGAAAUCAACACGUUGACCAUUUCUAAGGCCAAACAAUCACUGGGUAUAAGUAUCUCUGGAGGUAUGGAGUCUAGAGUCCAGCCCAUGAUAAAGAUUGAGAAAAUCUUCCCAGGAGGAGCUGCAUCUACGAAUGAGGCUCUCAAGGCAGGAUACGAGCUGUUGUCUGUGGACGACGAGAGUCUGCAGGGAGUGACUCAUCAGCACGCGGUGGAUGUAAUACGCAGAGCAUUCAGCAACAAAGCCAAAGACCCGAUGGUUUUUCUGGUCAAGAUCUCCAAGGUCCCUACCAUCCCGACCAGCCCCAGGAGACCGGCAGACUAACUUGUGUGUGUCUCACAGUCAGACUACAGUUCAGGCAUGAAGGACACCAAAACUUGCAAUUCCUGCAGGAUUAAAUAAACUACAGGAUUCACUCCAGAAGAGAGGAUAUGGGACGAGUACAUCUUCGGUUCUGGUGGAGAGGAAUGGGUGCACUAAGGCAUUUGUCCUAUGUAAGGCAGAGUUAUGACAGUAGAUAUGUUAAAGAGAAAGGUGGACGUGUUGAAACAGUUUGUUCAUCCAGAUUAACAUUGUUAUAGAUCACUUUUGCUACUUUUUUCCUUUGUUUUUACGAAACGCAUAUAUUGCACAUUAACUACACACAAAGUACGUAAUAUGUGUUUUAUGAUAAGAUCAUGUGGUUCAUGAACUCCUCCUUGGUUAAAGUUGUGUCACUAUUUGACACGAGGCAACCUUGACACGACCUCUGCUUGUCAGUGGUCUUCUCUUUUCAGUUGGAGCAUCUCAGUCCCCCGCAGGCCUGCCAGAGGCUGGAGUAAUCUCCAGCCUGUGUUAUGAGAUUCAGAGAUGUAUACCCAGAUUAAACCCCUGUAUUAUGUCAAAAUUGAUAGUUUGGGUUUAGUGGAUGUCUGGGGGGAUUAUUACAAAUUGCUGCUCAGUAUUUUUGUGCUGCAUUUCUCUGGCAGAAGUGCUUGUGCUCUGGAGCAAUCCGCCACUUUAGAGGCUUAAUUACACCACGCUGUGGCCUGAGCUUAUGCAGACAUGUGGAGGAGUUGGAAAACAUGUCAAUGAGAAAUGCGGGACAUGAAGGCCAGUGGCACAGUUUAAAUCAAAGUAGGGUAGAUGAGAUAUGGGUAGCAAGGUGACUGGAAUGAGUGUGCAUAGUGCCUUACUUCUGCAGAUGGCCACUGGGGGAGACAAACAUUUAUAAAUGAAAGAAUGUUGGAAAGCUCAAGGUGAAAUGUUUCAAUUCAGACAGGCAAUUUUAUUUUAAAAUGAAUUUGAGCAUGUUUAUGCCUUUGAGAUUUUACAAAAUGCUUCCAAGUAUUUGAUUGAACUGCAAUAAACACUCAUUCAGUAUA
Molecule: messenger RNA, 4040 nt
Organism: Pseudoliparis swirei
Lineage: Eukaryota; Metazoa; Chordata; Actinopteri; Perciformes; Liparidae
Gene: pdzd7a
Product: PDZ domain containing 7a
Exons: 16
Coding region: 1-3000 (999 amino acids)
Biological process (GO): sensory perception of sound; auditory receptor cell stereocilium organization
Cellular component (GO): stereocilium tip; cilium; stereocilia ankle link complex
Molecular function (GO): protein binding
Source: RefSeq, a predicted model, not a curated record